AUGGCGUGGCAGCCCAACGACACAGUCUUUCCUCCAUUUUUUUACUUGGAGUCCCUGGACAUACCGCCAUCCCAGGCCUACGCUGCCAUCAUCAUGGCCACGCUGACCUACUGCUUCAUCAUAGCUGGCAACAUGACCAUUAUCCUCUGCAUCACCCUGAACAGAAGUCUGCACAAGCCCAUGUACCUGAUGCUCCUCAACCUGCUCGUGAACGACCUGAUAGGAGCGACGCUGUUCUUCCCGCAGCUCAUUAGCGGCAUCGCCCUGGAGGACCGCUCCGUGUACUGCGCCAGCUGCGUCCUCCAGGCGAUGAUGGUGCACGUGUACGCGGGCGGAGACUACGUCAUCCUCACCGCCAUGGCGUACGACCGCUUCCUGGCCAUCUGCCGCCCGCUCAGGUACGGCGUCAUGAUGAGCCGCGCCAACCUGCUGAAGGUCGUCCUGGCGAUAGUGGUGACGGACCUGGCGGUGGUGUCGCCCCUCUACUGCCUGCUCGCUCGCCUGCGUCUCUGCGGCAACAGCAUCACUGACAUGUACUGCAACAACGCCAGCCUGCUCAAGCUGGCCUGCGGGGACACCGCAGUCAACAACUACUACGGCAUAUUCGUCGCGGCUUUCCUGCAGGGCAUGUCCCUGAUCGCCGUGAUCUUCACCUACGUCCAGAUCCUGGUGGCCUGCCUCGCCAACAAGCAGUCGGACACCAAGAGCAAGGCCCUGCGCACCUGCGGCACUCACCUGACGGUGUUCCUGGUGUUCCAGGUCACCACCAUGUUCAAGGUGCUCGCGCACAGGUUCAACCAGGUGUCCCCGUACCUGAGAAGGGCCGCGGGCGUCUCCAUCUUCCUGCUGCCCCCCAUUGUCAACCCACUGAUUUAUGGACUAAACACCAAAGAGAUUAGGAAUAUAGUGAUACAUUUUUUCACAAAGAAAAAGAUGACCAAUUUUGAUAGAUGA
Conger conger (European conger) is the source of this 954-nucleotide messenger RNA. RefSeq names its product olfactory receptor 52K2-like. The transcript has a single exon. Lineage: Eukaryota; Metazoa; Chordata; Actinopteri; Anguilliformes; Congridae. The coding region runs from base 1 to 954 and encodes 317 amino acids. Gene Ontology annotation, cellular component: membrane. Gene Ontology annotation, biological process: G protein-coupled receptor signaling pathway. The record is from RefSeq and is a predicted model, not a curated record. Gene Ontology annotation, molecular function: olfactory receptor activity; G protein-coupled receptor activity.